ACCACAGACACACAAUCCACAUUUCCAGAGGAGAGACCGACGCUCUCAGUCCCUCCAACAUUUUCUGUCGAGCUCGGGUAGCCAAACAAGCGGAGCAGGACGCGCUCUCUCCACGGACAGAUCCGAAGCGAAGAUCCCCAGGACUUGUUUUGCUCUUCGUUCUCCCGGAGGUCACCUUACAAAUAUAGCUCACAGGAUAUAAGUUAUUUACAGUAGCAUAACCGGAGCUCCCUGGAAGAUGGGUUCAGUCCCAGCGAUAUCUGUCCUCUUUUUGGGCAUUGUGGUUCCUGCGCUGGCCGGCUACAUUGAGGCGCUAGCAGCCAAUGCCGGCACAGGGUUCGCCGUAGCCGAGCCGCAGGUGGCCAUGUUCUGCGGAAAGCUCAACAUGCACGUCAACAUCCAGACCGGCCGCUGGGAGCCCGACCCAUCCGGAACCAAGAGCUGCGUAGGAACCAAAGAGGGCGUGCUGCAGUACUGCCAGGAGAUGUACCCGGAGCUCCAAAUCACCAACGUGGUGGAGGCCAACCAGCCCAUUCGCAUCGAGAACUGGUGCAAGAAGGAGAAGAAGGUGUGCAAAGGCCACGCACACAUCGUGGUGCCUUACAAAUGCUUAGUGGGCGAGUUCGUGAGUGACGUCCUUCUGGUUCCAGAAAAGUGCAAGUUCUUCCACAAGGAGCGUAUGGACAUGUGCAUCAGCCACCAGCAGUGGCACGGUGUGGCCAAAGAGGCCUGUGCCAAGAGCUCCAUGGUGCUGCACAGCUACGGCAUGCUGCUGCCCUGUGCCAUCGACAAGUUCCACGGCACCGAGUACGUCUGCUGCCCGUCCUCUCGCACCGGGGAGUCCAACCCGCCGUCGCUGCCCUCCCAGGAGGACGACGUGGACGAGGAGGUAGAGGACGAGGAGAUCGACAUGGUGGACAUGGAGGACGAGGACCCCAAAGAGGAGAGCGAGACUCCGGCUGACGAGCAGCCAACGCAGAAGGAGGAGCCGGUGGACGAGGACGAAGACGAGGAGGAGGAGGACGAGGAGGAGUACCACUACGUCUAUGAGGAUGAGGAGACAGAUAAGGAGGACGAGGACGAGAAGAAAGAGAGCAGCAAAAUGUCAGAGAGCCAGGACGAGGACAAGACUUUACAAGAAGUGAAAGCGGUGUGCACCCUGGAGGCUGAGACGGGCCCCUGUAGGGCCUCCAUGCCCCGCUGGCACUUCGACAUGAGCCAGAGGAAGUGCGUUCGCUUCGUAUACGGGGGCUGCGCCGGCAACCGCAACAAUUUCGACUCAGAGGAGUACUGCAUGGCCGUGUGCAGACGCCUGAUCACGCCCCCGACUCCUCAGCCCGCCGACGACGUGGACAUCUACUUCGAGACCCCCGCCGACGACAAGGAGCACAGUCGCUUCCAGAGAGCCAAAGAGCAGCUGGAGAUCAGACACCGCAACCGCAUGGAGAGGGUAAGGAAAGAGUGGGAAGAGGCUGAUCGCCAGGCUAAGAACCUGCCCAAGGCAGAGAGGCAGACAUUGAUCCAGCACUUCCAGGCCAUGGUGGAGUCCCUGGAAGAGGAGGCAGCCAGCGAGAAGCAGCAGCUGGUGGAGACUCACCUCGCCCGGGUGGAGGCCAUGCUGAACGACCGCCGCCGUCUGGCCCUGGAGAACUACCUGGCCGCCCUGCAGGCCGACCCCCCCAGGCCCCACCGCAUCCUGCAGGCCCUGAGACGGUACGUUCGUGCUGAGAACAAGGACCGCCAGCACACCAUCCGCCACUACCAGCACGUCCUGGCUGUGGAUCCUGAGAAAGCAGCUCAGAUGAAGUCACAGGUGAUGACCCACCUGCGGGUGAUCGAGGAGAGGAUGAACCAGAGUCUGUCUCUGCUCUACAAAGUUCCUUAUGUGGCCGAAGAGAUUCAGGAUGAAAUCGACGAGCUGCUGCAGGAGCAGAAAGCCGACAUGGACCAGUUCCUGUCGUCCAUCUCCGAGUCGCAGCCGGACGUCACCGUGUCGUCGGAGGAGAGCGUGGAAGUCCCCAUCUCCGAGGGCAAACCCUACCGGCCCAUCCAGGUCACAUCGCUGGGGUCCCGCUCAGAGCCGGAGGGCGAUCUAUCAGACUCCCCACGUGCCUUCAAGAAAGGCUCCGCCAUGUCCGGGCUAGACGGUCUGAUCGGAGCGGAGGAGAGGAUCAUCAACAGCAAACCCAAGAUCAGCGAAAACGUGGUGAUUGAUGAGUCACUGGAUGUUAAAGAAGUGGUUUACAGUGCAGAGAGAGUCAGCGUUAUGCAUGAUGAUGAGCUGGAGUCCUACCGGCCCCUGGGAGAGGACUUCAGCUUCGGCAGCAGCGCUCUGAUUGGCCUGCUGGUGAUCGCGGUGGCCAUAGCAACGGUGAUUGUGAUCAGCCUGGUGCUGCUGAGGAAAAGGCAAUACGGCACCAUCAGCCACGGCAUCGUGGAGGUCGACCCGAUGCUGACACCAGAAGAACGACACCUGAACAAGAUGCAGAACCACGGCUAUGAGAACCCGACCUACAAAUACCUGGAGCAGAUGCAGAUCUAACCAGAGCCUACAGGGAGGGGGCGCUGUGGAGUCAGACCGAGGACGGGCAACCGAGGGGGAACAUACUACUGACCAAUAACACAUGAUGCUAUUGUUAAAGAAAAAAAAGAAUCAUUUGCAUACAUCCAAAACUCCAUUUACUGGUUUGUUCGAAACAAUCCUUAAAUAAUGCUACUACUUCUACUACUGCUACUAUUGUACUAUAGAGCUCUUUUUGAUCAUGUUUCUUUUGAGAAGGUGAUGUAUCUGCCAAUUUGCAUUAAUGGAAAAAUGUGAUUCUGCAGAUUUAUCUGUAAUUAUCAAUACAGCUAUCUCAGAUCAAGAUGUAUAACAUUUCUUCAGACUUUUAUUGGGGUUUUUUUGUAUUUUUUUUUGCAAAGCAAAUCAAACUAAAUUUUGAAUUUCCCUUGACGCUACACUUUUUGUUUCCCAUCACGCGAGUGUCAUAUUUAAUGCUGAUGGUUUUCUCAAAAAGAAAAUUGGUGUUUUGAUUUCUCUUCUCAAUAGAUUGCUUGUAUAUGAAGGUUCUUUGUACCGAUUAAAAAAAACAAACAAAUGUUUAGUGAAACGACGAAUGAGCAAAAAAAGAGAAAAAAAUAACGAAAUCAUGACUUAUUUACUUUCCGUUCUUUGUUAUGAUAACAGACAAAAUAUACAUAUACGAUUUAAAUAUAUAUAUAUAUAUAUAAGAGUAGAUGUUUUUAUUCCACCUUUUUUCCCAGGGAAGAUUGUUGGUUUUGGGUUCUUUAGCUGUCGGACAGGUGUGCACAGGCCCUCCCAGCUCAAACACGACACACGAAAACCUACUCUGAACCCUCAAUAAGUGAAUGUGAUGCUAUAUCCCCUCCUACACACACAAACACAACCUUUUUAUCAGUAGGGAAGCUAUAUAAAACCAGUGGAUUAAAUAAUAUUACUUAUUGACGCGUGUUACAUAGUUGAAUGUAUCGUGGAAGCUUUUCUUUCCAUACUAUGUAUCUGGCAGGUUCCCUUGAGGCUUCAACGGCCAAUGAAGUGUGUUUUUUUGGGGGGGUUUGUUUGAUAUUUCUUUGCACAAAUUACCUGCAGCAAAAAGAAACGUAGCAGUAAAUUAACAGGGGAUUAUGUACACACAUUACAGCUGGUUUUUUAGCUGGUCGGAGAGUGCAGAUGAAGCAAAACGGGGCCGGCCCGGAGGCACAAAUAGAAAAGUACGCACAAAUUAAGAGCUGAUUCUGAGGUCACUAGAAACCCAAAUAUGCCACAUUUGAAGAUUGGAACAGGUCAUUUUGGUCAGCAAUGAAACUAUUCCUGGGAUUCCUGGGAAUUGUGACAAAUUUUCCAUGUGGAUUUGGACAGAAAACCUCGGGCCGGCCCUGGAUCUAAGCCACCCGAAGACACUUUGGAGCUGGAGGGCUGUGCAGGCAGACAGAGACACACAGAAAGACACGGCUUGGAGAGCUGGUUUCUGCAUUAAAAAAUAAGCAAAACUUGUGUAUUUUUACAGGUAGAGAACGACACAAACAAGUAAACUGAGUCCUAGAAUCCCCCUUUCUCUCUCUCUCUCUCUAUCUUAGUAUCGUCUUUGUAUGCCUGUAUAGUUGAUGUUGCAAUCAUGGCUUUUUUCCAGAGGAUUACCUGUGGUGUGCAUUGUUCUUCUAUGAAAUGAUAUGAUAUAUAUUUUUAAGUUUGUUUUCUUGUUUUCUAUUUUUUCUCUUCCUGUGACAGUAUCUCUGUAUGUGACUGUCUCACUAUGCACCCAAACAGCUUCGAUCUUGUAACUGCCUGCUUGAUUGUGGGAGGGGAACUAAUAUAAUAUACAUAUUAGUGAUUUAAAACAUUUGAUUGACACCAGUGGAAACAGAUUUAUGGUUACAAGGGGGAUACACAUCAAUAAACUCACAACUUACA
Molecule: messenger RNA, 4432 nt
Organism: Amphiprion ocellaris (clown anemonefish)
Lineage: Eukaryota; Metazoa; Chordata; Actinopteri; Pomacentridae
Gene: aplp2
Product: amyloid beta (A4) precursor-like protein 2
Exons: 18
Coding region: 239-2542 (767 amino acids)
Biological process (GO): axonogenesis; central nervous system development
Cellular component (GO): membrane
Molecular function (GO): transition metal ion binding; serine-type endopeptidase inhibitor activity; heparin binding
Source: RefSeq, a predicted model, not a curated record